AUGAUACUGAAAGUAACAGACAUCGGACAAUUUUUAAACCAAGAAGAAGAAGAACAAGAAGAACGAGAAAAAUUGGUUAAUUUAUUGACACGUCUUAAUAAAGAUAGUAAAAAUGAGGUAUUCAAUAAAAUUGCUAUUGAAUCGUUAGGUGUAACAGUCAAGCAAAUAUGGUUCUUGAAACAAUUGUAUACUGACGUUAAAUAUCAAGGAAGAAUUCAAGACAAAUGUGUACUAGUAAAUCAAUCGUUUAUUAGAUCCGAAUUAACUGACGAAUUUAAAUGUAAACCUCAUUAUCUUUUUGCACGUAUUUGGCGAUGGCCUGGUUUAAAGAAAAGUGAAUUGAGAUCGCAUGAAUCCUGUGGGUAUCACUUGUCUAGAUGCAAAACAGUAUUUUGUAUUAAUCCUUAUCAUUAUGAUCGUCGUCUGCUAUCUAGUAGCGAAGAUGAGGUAAUAGAAGAUAGGAAACUAGAAGAACGACAACGGGAAAAUAAAUCACGACAAAAAAAAGACCCAGGUCGAGAAAAAAAACCGAAACGAGGAAAAGUAGUGAAAAAUGAAAAAGACUUACAACGAGAACCACAAGAAAAAGUACCAGAACUAGAAAAAGACCCACGGAAAGAAAAUGACCUGCGACAAGGAAAUGUACCACGAAGAGGAAAAUACCCACGACUAGAAAAUGACCGACGGGAAGAAAAUGUACCACCAAAAAAAAAAAUACUAGAACUAGAAAAAGGCCCACGGAAAGAAAAAGUACCACCACAAGAAAAAGUACCAGAGCUAGGAAAAGGCCCACGGAAAGAAAAUGACCUGCGACAAGGAAAUGUGCCACAGAGAGGAAAAGACCCACGACUCGAAAACAUACCACGUGGAAAAAAAGACCCACGCCGACAAAACGUGACACAACACGAAAAAGGCCCACGACAAAAAAUGGAAACGGAAAUAAAACAAGAAAAGUUACAUAAGCCGAAAGAUAAAUCACAAUCUACAGAUAUCUAUAAUUCCAACGGGGGUUCAGCGAAUAAUUCAAAGUCAGGAAAAUCAUCGCGCCAAUCUCGCUCCACUGAUAUACCAACAUAUUUAUACAAUCCACUAAAUUCAAAAGAAAAAUCUAAAAAAUCUUUAAAAACCGCUGAUUCCAAUAAGACAACAACUGAUACAACCGAUACUUUGCAGCAUCCAGGUAGUAUUAUUGACGAUGAAGAUUAUAUAUAUCAAUUGAUGGGCAAUCGAGAUGCAUUUAAUCAUUGGUGCUCCAUUAGUUACUAUGAAUUCGAUACGCAAAUAGAUGAUGGCCAUAUGUUUUGUUUGGGUAAUUUAACUAAAAAUCCUCAAAUUCAAAAGAAAAUAGGUUCUGGCAUCUUUCUGUAUUUGUGCCUUAAUGGUGAUAUUUUGUUGAGACGAACGUGUGAUAGUCCUAUUUUUGUACAAUCAAAAUAUCGUGAUAUUGAAGAAAAACAAGAAAAUGCUAAUCUUGUUCACGAUAUUGAUUUAUGGACAUAUAUCAAAGUAUUCUCUUUGAGAGAAUAUUAUGAGAGAAUAAAGAAAGAGAUCGCCGCUAAAACUAAAGAAGGAAAAACGAUUAGUAGUAGCGAUUUUAAAGAAUUUUAUUGUAUACGCCUGAGUUUUGCUGACGAAUGGGGACCAAAGACUACACGAAAAACUAUUGAAGAAACGUCUUGCUGGAUAGAUAUAAUGAUACGCCCAGCAUUGAUAGUACUCAAUCAGCUACUUGACACAUAAGACAAUAAUAAUUUACAAGAAAAUGGUUACUUACAAAAAAAAAAAAAAUAUUUAUUCAUAAAAUAUUCACUGGAGAAGAAAUUUUUUUACAAACGAGUUCAAUGACACGCCAGGGUGUGAGUACCUGAAAGUGAUUAAGAGAAGAAUUCAAUCAUAAAGGGUGCAAACUAUGAUACUUGAAGUUUUUUUCAACCAACCUUGGUGGGAAAAUAAUAUGCAGAAGGGUGUCCUACUACACUUGGAGAUUUAAAGUAAAUUGCUCCAAGUGCAUUGCAGCUGAAAAAACGUCACUUAACUGCUAUUCUCCACCAGACGUGAAUUUCCCAUCAGAAAAUGAAUCACGGCGAGAAAAAGACCGAGGUCGAGAGAAGAACCACGACCAGAAAGAGUACCAGAAUAAAAAACAGUAUCACAACAAGUGAUAGAACCACACUGAUGAAAAUAUUUCUUAGCAUUUAAAAAAGAUUUCUUAGUAUUUAAGAAAAAAUCAUUUCUUAAACAUCAUUUUUUUGUACUUAACAAAUAUUUCUUACUAUUUAAGAAAUCAUUUCUUAAAAAGUAAAAAACAUUUGUUAAAUACAAAAAAAUGAUGUUUAAAAAAAAUGAUUUCUUCUUAAAUAUUAAGAAAU
Microplitis mediator is the source of this 2369-nucleotide messenger RNA. Its product is annotated as mothers against decapentaplegic homolog 4-like. Bases 1 to 1740 code for a protein of 579 amino acids. Lineage: Eukaryota; Metazoa; Arthropoda; Insecta; Hymenoptera; Braconidae. The record is from RefSeq and is a predicted model, not a curated record. Gene Ontology annotation, biological process: regulation of transcription by RNA polymerase II; BMP signaling pathway; cell differentiation. The transcript is spliced from 10 exons. Gene Ontology annotation, cellular component: heteromeric SMAD protein complex. Gene Ontology annotation, molecular function: RNA polymerase II cis-regulatory region sequence-specific DNA binding; I-SMAD binding; DNA-binding transcription factor activity, RNA polymerase II-specific.